This is a messenger RNA of Kuraishia capsulata CBS 1993, 1026 nucleotides long. RefSeq lists its product as uncharacterized. Gene Ontology annotation, molecular function: DNA-binding transcription factor activity, RNA polymerase II-specific; malonate-semialdehyde dehydrogenase (acetylating, [NAD(P)+]) activity; methylmalonate-semialdehyde dehydrogenase (acylating, NAD+) activity. Gene Ontology annotation, biological process: L-valine catabolic process; thymine catabolic process. NCBI's taxonomy places the organism in Eukaryota, Fungi, Ascomycota, Pichiomycetes, Pichiales, Pichiaceae. Gene Ontology annotation, cellular component: mitochondrion. The transcript has a single exon. The coding region runs from base 1 to 1026 and encodes 341 amino acids. The record is from RefSeq and is a predicted model, not a curated record.
AUGAGUUCCCACCAAGACAUGAACAUCGAUGUUGAGAUCAUCAACCAGGGCAAGUUCGAUGAUAGUGCCGAGUCCAAGAUUCAGCAGAUCAUUCCCAAGUACACUUCUGGCAAUCCUGGUGACCUGUCGCACUUGAACAUUCCCAAUUUCAAGUCUGAUGAGGUUGCUGCUGCUGCCCAGGCUUUGGGCCACCAAGGGCUGGACCAUGAUUCCGAGCUCUUCGUGACUCCCCAGAUGCCUGAGCAGACCUUUGAGGACGUGGUUGAGUUGAAGGAAUGGGUCAAGGCUUUUGCCAAGAAAAACGAGUUUGGUAUUGCCAUUGCCCACUCCAACAACAAGGCAAUUUAUUUCACUUGCGAGUUGGGUGGUGUCUACAGAGAGAAAAGGUCCAAGAAGUCUGACAACGAGGAGGACUUGUCUGCGGCUCAGCAGCAGAAGAAGAUUGGAUCCAAGAAGAUCAGUUGUCAAUUUUCCAUGGUUGCCAACUUUUCGAAGAAGACAAACAACUGGACUUUGAAGAUGACUGAGAACAACCACAACCACCCCAAGCUGGAUCCUUUGACCAACUUCCCAAUGCUCCGCAAGCGCACUCCUCAGGUCAACAACACCAUCAAGGAGUUGUACUCCCAGGGAGACAAGCCUUCCAUUAUCCACGCCAAGUUGACAUCUGCCUUCCCAGACCUAAUGAUCAAGAGAGAGGACAUCUACAACGAAAUCAGAAUCCUGAAGAAGAGAAGAAUGGUGCCAACAAACAAUGAGAUCAAGAAGCUCAAGAUGAACGACUAUGGAACCAACAACAACAUGGAGACUCUUAGCCACCACAUGUCUCACCAAGAACAGCUCUGGUCUGGUGACCACGUGAAGCUUACCGAGUUUGCCAACGUUACUGUCCAGGAGCAACAGAAGAAGGACGAGGCCGAAGCCGCUGCCGCUGCUGUUGCUGCAGCUGCCUCCAACCUGAUGAAGGAUGAUGACAAGAUUGACGAGAAUCUCAUGAACAUCGACUCUCGUCUGGUUGACAACUAA